Messenger RNA from Sceloporus undulatus (fence lizard), 465 nucleotides. RefSeq names its product anaphase promoting complex subunit 13 (gene ANAPC13). The record is from RefSeq and is a predicted model, not a curated record. Bases 38 to 262 code for a protein of 74 amino acids. NCBI's taxonomy places the organism in Eukaryota, Metazoa, Chordata, Lepidosauria, Squamata, Phrynosomatidae. Gene Ontology annotation, cellular component: anaphase-promoting complex. Gene Ontology annotation, biological process: protein K11-linked ubiquitination. The transcript is spliced from 2 exons.
AUUUUGCAUCACAAAUCUUAUUCUCUUUAAAGCAAAGAUGGAUAGCGAGGUACAGAGGGAUGGGAGGAUCCUAGAUCUGAUUGAUGAUGCAUGGAGGGAAGAUAAAUUGCCAUAUGAAGAUGUGGCAAUCCCAUUGAAUGAGCUUCCUGAACCAGAGCAAGACAAUGGUGGAACAACAGAAUCAGUAAAAGAACAAGAAAUGAAAUGGACUGACUUAGCUUUGCAGUAUCUUCAUGAGAAUAUUCCUCCAUCAGGAAGCUAGUCCAUUGUUGAUAUCUCACGCAGUGAUUUCUCUUCAAAUAUACUUCUCACAGUCCUUUAUGGAGUUCUUUCAAUCUUUGUUGUGAUGGAAAGAAAGUUGUCACUGAUUCCAUUCCUGGAGACAUGCCAGAGCAUAACAGCUACCCAUAAUCAGCAUGCGCUAAGUGACAACUGAUUACAAUAAAAAUUCUUUUAAAGCUCUCA